AUGAGUAUUUUGGCCAAAUCAAGAGCGGCUCUUGUUAUAGUAGCAGGAAUCCAACAAGGUGUUGUUUCAGCAUUAUCCCACGUACCAUACACUCCCUUUCCUGGAAAGACAGAUCGCAUCACUCGCGAUACGGCUAGGAUGAUCAUAAAGACUCUUGCUAAUCCACAUCCUGGAAAUGAGGCAAAGUACCGAGUUACGUCAACGAUUUCGGCUAUUGCUGGACAAGGGCCUUCAUUCAAUCCUAUUCGCUUGGUUCAUUCGGAUCCGCAAGUGUCCCGAGCGUCCAGCAUCAUCUGCAGUGCGGAUCUUGUCGCGACCAAAGCUGCUUCUUCAACCUCUUGCCUCGCGUCAAACCUCGUUUCACUUACUCAUAGCUCAUUCUCUAACGACUCCACAACUUCCUCAGGGUCGUAUGUUCGACAAGACGCUCGAUCGAGUUCUGCACAUUCUCGAUUAACACCUCAUGGAAGAAGACACUCUCCUACCAUAUCCGAUGUGCUCAGAUUCCGAAAUCGCAUCGGAAUUCUCAGUGAUUUUUUGCGAAACCCGCGUCAUGUACGUCGAGUAUUGAAUGCUUUGUCUACAGAGACUCACGUACUUGUUCAGAAACCUCCAACGCCAGUGGUACGAUCAAAUUCGGACGCAUCGACGCAGCAUGGCGAAGACACCAGCUCAGGAAAUAACUAG
Messenger RNA from Strongylus vulgaris, 687 nucleotides. The record is from the annotation of a GenBank genome assembly. Lineage: Eukaryota; Metazoa; Nematoda; Chromadorea; Rhabditida; Strongylidae.